This is a messenger RNA of Pestalotiopsis fici W106-1, 1611 nucleotides long. RefSeq lists its product as uncharacterized. The record is from RefSeq and is a predicted model, not a curated record. Lineage: Eukaryota; Fungi; Ascomycota; Sordariomycetes; Amphisphaeriales; Sporocadaceae. Gene Ontology annotation, molecular function: heme binding; monooxygenase activity; oxidoreductase activity, acting on paired donors, with incorporation or reduction of molecular oxygen. The transcript has a single exon. The coding region runs from base 1 to 1611 and encodes 536 amino acids.
AUGGCGCCCAUCGAAUAUGUCUUGAUCUAUCCGCUCUUUGGGAUCGUGGCUUUGGCCGUCGUUGUCCUGAUCAAUGACUAUCGGUUGUGGCAGCGUAUGCCGCCGGGCCCCCGUCCGCUACCGUUCAUCGGCAACCAGCAUCAAUUGCCAAAAUCGAAACCGUGGAUUCAAUUUGAGGAGUGGUCCCAAAGAUUUGGGCCCAUCUUCACCAUCUGGAUAGGCAGGCGGCCAACGAUUGUCUUGUCGGAUCCCAUCAUUGCGCAGGAACUGAUGGAAAAGAGGAGCGCAAAGUAUUCCUCGCGACCGCGCAUGAUUGCCAUGGGCGAGCUGUUGUGGAAAGGCGGUAGCAUUCUGGUUCAGCCGUAUGGAAAGGAAUGGAGUAUCCGAAGAAAGCUGCUUCACCAGGCUUUGAUGCCCAGGGCACUACAGGAAUAUCUGCCGAUCCAGGAAGCCGAGGCGACUCGUCUGUGUGCUCAACUGUUUGAAAAGCCGGAGAAAUGGGAGGCGCUAUUUGAGCGCUUCACCAGCAGUAUUGUAUUUUCCAUUGCAUACGGGCACCGGAUCGAUUCCAUGGGAUCAAGCGUCAUCAAGCAGCGCUUCGAGUUCAUGCAGUACUCGGCAAGCCUCAAUGUACCAGGGAAAUACAUGGUUGAAUCGAUACCAGCGCUCAAACACGUGCCCAACUUUCUUGCCCCCUGGAAGGCCGAUAUCGAGAGACAUGGAAAGAAAGAGGCUGAUGCGAACAUGGCACUGGUCGACGUUGUCCGUUCCGACAUUGCAAAGGCCAGGUCAUCUGGUGCAAUGGAUACUCUGCCAAAAUCUCUAUGCCGCUUGCUACUUGAAAUUCGAGAGCGAGAAGCCGGCGAGAUCCCCCUCUCGGAUCGCGACUUUUCAUUUAUCCCAGCCUCUCUAUUUGGCGCGGGGUCCGACACGACUGCAUCAACAAUGUGUAGCGCCAUUCUUGCCUUUGUGACUCACCCAGAUACUGCUCGGUGCGCCCAACUCGAGUUGGAUCAUGUGGUUGGAUCUGAUAGAAGUCCUACCUUUGCCGACGCGCCAAAACUCCCGUAUCUCACUGCUCUCGUCAAAGAAAUCCUGCGCUGGAGGCCAGUCGCAGUUCUUGGAGGCACGCCUCACGCAAGUACCAUGGACGACCACUAUAAUGGAUUCUUCAUCCCGAAAGGAACGACUGUGCUCGGGAAUUCGUGGGCCAUCAACAUGAAUCCCGAAUACUACCCCCGCCCGCAUGUUUUCGAGCCGGAACGCUUUAUUGAGCGGGGCGAGAAGAAUGCGACAGAGUUCCGAGGCCAGGCAUCACAUCCCUCCAAGUCUGGACAUUCAUCAUUUGGCUGGGGUCGCAGGAUCUGUCCAGGUGCCGAUCUAGCGUACAACUCGCUCUUCAUUGCUCUAGCAAAGUUGCUCUGGACUUUUGACUUUUCUGCGAUACCUGGUGUACGAUAUGAUAUAUUUGACUAUACUGACGGUUUCAACAUCAGACCGCGAAGUUUUCAAUGCAAGAUCCAAGUCAGGGACGAACAUCGAGCGCAUGUUAUAGGGAAAGAGACACAAGAUGCGGAGCGCUUUCUGGACAACUUUUCACCAUUCGACUGA